GGGAUGAAGUGAACCGGCUCGAGCGUAGUGUAUUAUCACCUAGCGAACCUCGAGUUUGACGUGAGGUAAUCAGCUAAAGAACAAACAGGCUUCUUCUUAAACAAACCCGCCAUGUCACUACUGGUUUGUCUCUCUCAUCAUGUAUCGAAACCAGGAUGAUGUUAGCUAGUAGUUCGGAUGACUAUAUAAUAUUAAGGGGUCCGUGGCACAUAGCGACUAAAGAAAUUGGAGUUAAGGUCAUAGGCAAGUAAAAGACCUAAACCAAAAAGAUCCAAACAAGACCAUUGUGGCAUACAAUCGAGUAAACAACAUUGGAAAUGGCAAAUAGAACAAAGGGUGAUAAAGAGAAGCUAAGCUUCGGUAUAGAAAUGGAAUUUUUCCUAGCAUGGCGCGCCGAGAGCUUUACCGGUACGGUACCAGCGCCCCCAGGUGUUCAGGUAAACCCUGGAGCUCCUUUAGUUGUCAGGGGGAGGUGGGAGAAUGCAGGUGACAGGGUAGGCGCCCUAGCUCUUAUAAUAGACGAGGCUUUCCCAUCACCAGAAGGAGCAGUUGCGCCAUUGGAUAAGAAUGCAAUUAACUAUGGCGACAGAGAGUGGACUCAUCUCCAAGGGUAUCGACGCUGGAGUGUAGUGGAUGACGUUUCGUUGAGAGCACUGCCUAAGGAGCUGGCAGAUAGAAGCGAUAAAGAUUUCGGAUGGAUCGGCGCCGAAAUCGUUUCGCCAGCUCUGUGGGCUACCAACGAAGGGUUCGACGAAGUCCGUAGAAUGUGCGACUUUCUCCAGAGACACUUUUGGAUAUUUAAUUCUCAUCAGGCCGGGCUUCACGUACACGUGGGUAAUGGGAAUGAAUGGCUCCCCUUGAACUCGCUUAGACAGAUUGCUGCUCUUCUCUACGCAGCAGACCCGAUCUUAGCUCAGUCACAUCCUAAACAUCGAUACGAAAAUGCAUAUUGUACGAGUCCACGUCUAUAUUCUAAUGUUUCCUUCGGGUUAGUAAAUCCUGUUCGUGAACCGGUUCAACCUGCCCCUCCCACCGAGGUAGCACAAGUCGAGAGGCCAUCUAGAUAUGCGCAAGUCAUAACGCGCGUACAGAACCUUUUUCAACACUUUAAGAGUCAUCCUGAGCCUUCCAAGGAUGACAAAGUUACUAAGAAGGUUCGAUUUCCCACUCGUCCAGCUACGGGUGCCUACAAUCUCGAUCAGGACACCGUGCAAGGUGCAUUGUGGGAUCUCGGCGGAGACUACCAAGGCCCUCACAACGCCCAAAGUUACGAGCCUGUUCCGCUGAUUACUGCCGUCGGCGAAAUCCUCAGGUCAGCGGAUAGGCAUUCCAUUGCGAGAAUGAUGGGUAUUGGCCUGAGGAGAGGCGCAUACAGCUUUGCGCAGCUCGAAAGAGAGACAAAAAGAACGAUUGAGUUCCGCCAGGCCGCCAGCACGGUUGACCCGAUUGAAGUUGUCACCCAUGCAAGAAUUGCCGUAGGUCUUUGCCGGUUUGCUGCAAGCGCCAGCCAUAAUGCCCUCAUGCAGGUAAUCCUUGACUGCGAAAUGGCAGAGGGAAAUCCCUCGUGGUUCGACGUUUACGAUUUCCUUUCGGAGGUAGGUCUCACACCUGAAGCUAAAAUCGUUCAAGCAGUUCUAUCAGGGACCCUCACUGAUGACAUGAGAAAAGAAUACUGGUUGAGCCGGAAUCAUGUGCCAAGGCUAUAGUAGCCCCAUACAGUCAUCUUUCUCUAAUGUUAUGGCACCAGGCAGAUUUUAUCCCACUCAAUAUAAAUUUUCAAGAAUCUCACAGUUAACCUAAGUGCCAGUGAGACUAACGACUGUUUCUUGAAGCAACGUUAGAUAGUUUAAUUUAAGCUAACCCAGCUUCAUCCAUAUUCCUGAUAAAGAGGCUAUACCAUUGCACACCUUUAAUAUGCGCAAAUAUGCUAAGCUUCUCAUCAACUGUAUGUACUCCAUCAAAUCCUUCCUGCUCAGGAUCCCACCCAGGGCCGUAACGGAAGAUGUGCUUUGUUAAGUCCCAGUAAUACCUAGUGUCGGUAUUUCCAGCCAUAAUUCCUGGCGAGACAAGAAGCUUUUCACCGUAGAGAGCCCUGGUAGUACCUGAAAGCACCGAAUACGGCGUUACCCCAUCAACAGCCGUUGGGGUUACUGGUGCAGGUUCUAGCGUGUCCGCCUUCGAAUUAAGCUUAAGGGUGAUUGACCGGGGCGUUUCCGGUUCAUCUUUAAAUGCGUGAACCGUGAGGUUAUGCUUA
Messenger RNA from Daldinia caldariorum, 2254 nucleotides. RefSeq names its product putative amidoligase enzyme-domain-containing protein. Lineage: Eukaryota; Fungi; Ascomycota; Sordariomycetes; Xylariales; Hypoxylaceae. The transcript has a single exon. Bases 318 to 1706 code for a protein of 462 amino acids. The record is from RefSeq and is a predicted model, not a curated record.